GCGACGGGCUGGCUCAGCGGCCAUUGAUGCGUUUUUAUCUCCGAGAGGACAAACUGAGAUUAAUUCCUCCAUAUCUGCGGUUGUGUGUGAACCGGAGCCAUGGUGUCUCACUCCCUCGCCCUGCCGAUGAUCUGCUUCACCACGCUAUGGGGGCUGGUGGGGGUCGUGGCCCCGUUUUUGGUGCCGAAAGGACCCAACCGGGGUGUGAUCGUCACCAGUCUCAUCCUCACAGCCGUCUGCUGCUACCUGUUUUGGUUGAUAGCCAUCCUGGCCCAGGCCAACCCCCUGUUUGGCCCUCAGCUGAAGAAUGAAACUAUAUGGUAUCUGCGCUACUUCUGGGAAUAAACAAGGACUGAGUCAUGUGACGCCUCCUCCCUUCAUCCCUGUCCCCCGGUUUGCUGGACUCGAUUUCAACGUAACUCCUAAUCAUCAAACACACACACACACACGCACACACAUACACACACACACAUACACACGCAUACACACACGCACACACGCUUCCGAUCAGCAAAACUGGUGGAACAUUUCUUCUGUUCAUCAGGUUUCUUUUCAACCUUUAAGGAUAAUGUAGAGUUUGUGGAGGGGAAGGUUUAGAGUUUAUCGGGACACUCGUUGUGUUGUGUGUUUUGUGAAAUGCACGCAGUACGCAGGAUUUGUGAGCAAAUCAAAUACGAAGAAAGCACUGACUGUUUUUUGUUUCCGUCUGUUAAUGAAAAAACCAGGACAUCAUCUGUUAGGUGUAGAUAUUAAUCGUCCAUCUCUGAAAUGUGCAAUCCUGAAAUACUUUAGUUCACUCUGUGUUUGUUUACAUUUUUUUUUUUUUUUUUGGUUGUUGUGUUGCUGCCAUCAGGGAACAUUAAUUUUCGGUGUGUUUGUAUUUAUUUUGGCCGGCGGACACUGAUGUAAGCCCCUUGUAAUUACCUCGGUGUCCGCGCGGUCUUGUUAUAUAACUGUUAUUUACAUUGAUGUAAUGGUGUGUGUGUGUGUGUGUGUGUGUAUGUGUGCGCGUGCGAGAGAUAGUGUGUGUAUGUGUGUGUGUGUGUGUGUGUGUGUGUGUGUGUGUGUGUGUGAAGAGUUCAUUACUGUGAGUGUUUGGACCGCGGCCAUGAGAAUCUCCCAAAUCUGUAGAAGUGAAGAGCGAUUCCCUCCACUUUAGACCACUUCAGCCUGAAACUCCCUCCCACAUUCCCCUCAUGCUCGACACCGCGGAGGUCCUCGUUGCCAUGGUGAUCUCAUCGCCCAAUUCAGUCCUGCUCCACUCGACCCCUUUUGAUAAAAUCCUGCCCAUUCUACGUGUGUGUACAGAUGCACUGUAGGCUGUGCUGUGGGGGGGACACAGUUUUUUUGGAGAGAUAGAUUUAUAGAUUUGGUUUUAACGUCCAUGAUUUUAAGCCCCCCCCCCCCUGUUAAUGUCAGCCUUUCAGUUACACCAAAUUCCUCAUUUAAACUUUGCCUAAUGAAUUCUUUUGGGGUUUUGCAGUUCUUCAAGGCACAGUGA
Seriola dumerili (greater amberjack) is the source of this 1501-nucleotide messenger RNA. It is a transcript of the gene atp6v0e2, whose product is annotated as V-type proton ATPase subunit e 2-like. Gene Ontology annotation, molecular function: proton-transporting ATPase activity, rotational mechanism. Gene Ontology annotation, cellular component: proton-transporting V-type ATPase, V0 domain. Lineage: Eukaryota; Metazoa; Chordata; Actinopteri; Carangiformes; Carangidae. The record is from RefSeq and is a predicted model, not a curated record. Bases 100 to 345 code for a protein of 81 amino acids. Gene Ontology annotation, biological process: proton transmembrane transport. The transcript has 4 exons.